AUGGGGGGCCACGCUCUCACCAGGACUCGCCCCUGCCCUGAGGACCCUGUAAGGAGCUCCCUGCCCCGUGGCAGCGGUGGUGGCCUGGCUGUGAGAAUGCCUAGGCCGCGUGCAGAAGCCAUGGGGUCACUGAGGGUGAUGGCCGGAGUACCCCACCACGCCCUGGUGAUCCCGGCCCGAGUGUCUGCGCACUGGCUGCUCCUCCCGCCAGUACUCCGGGCUCUGGAGCAGGCCCUGCCUGUCCUGACCCCGGGGCCCCGCACGCUGAGGGGCGGUCACUGCGGCCCCGCAGGCACCCGCUGGCCUUUCGGGUGGAACCUUGGGCCCGAGGCCGACCUGCGUCCUCCGCUGCGGGAGCCCAGGACGCAGGUGGGGUCCCUGGGGGUGCUGCUGGGGGCAGGGCUGGCCUGCAGAAACCUCACCUCCUCCAAGGAGCACACGCUCAUCGCCGCCUCCCAGGGCCCCUUUGAGAGCCUCUCCCCAUUCUUCAGCUGCGUCCUGUCCCACGGGCUGGUUUGCGUGCGGUCUCAGGAGGACUGCCACGCCAGCUGUGUGCCCGGAGCUGAGGAGUCGGGCUGCUCUCGGCAAGAUUAUUUCAAGAUGCGUCUCCGCGGUCUCGGGGCUCACGCCCGAGGGGGCUCCCCCCUGCGGUGGUGGUUUGUGCCCAGCUGCGCCCUAGCCACGGCGAGCAGGCUGUCCUGCCAGGCCUGCCCAGAGGUUCUCACGGGCGCUAAAUGGAAGGUCCGGCUGUGA
Molecule: messenger RNA, 753 nt
Organism: Rangifer tarandus platyrhynchus (Svalbard reindeer)
Lineage: Eukaryota; Metazoa; Chordata; Mammalia; Artiodactyla; Cervidae
Source: the annotation of a GenBank genome assembly